Messenger RNA from Panicum virgatum (switchgrass), 1357 nucleotides. RefSeq names its product iron-sulfur cluster co-chaperone protein HscB homolog. The record is from RefSeq and is a predicted model, not a curated record. The transcript has 6 exons. Gene Ontology annotation, molecular function: ATPase activator activity; protein-folding chaperone binding. Bases 250 to 1020 code for a protein of 256 amino acids. Lineage: Eukaryota; Viridiplantae; Streptophyta; Magnoliopsida; Poales; Poaceae. Gene Ontology annotation, biological process: [2Fe-2S] cluster assembly; protein complex oligomerization.
GCCCGCAGGCCGCAGCCACCCGUCGCGGCGACGCACGCCGCCGCCCGCCGGCUCACGCGCCCGUUCUCCUACUCCAGCCGCCGUAGCCCUCCAAAUCCCAUAUCGCGAGAGCAAAGCACCCUCGAGCGCCGACGACCUCCGGCCGGCGUCGCGUCCAUCUCACCAGCGGAGACCGGGGUCCGAGCACCACCACCACCUCCGGGCCCAGCCGCAGCAGCACAGGAGCAGAACCCACGCCGCGAGAAGACCAUGUGGCGCCGCGGAGCCGGACUGCUCCGUCCCCACCUCGCCGCCGCCUCCGUCGGCCGUCGCGUGCGGCGGCCCCCCGCGCCCCUUGUACCCGCCGUUCCGUCUUCUACCGCCUCUUCCUCCUGCCGCCAGAUUCUUGGAAUCUUCCGGUGCUCCAUCGGGGCGCCCUCUCGGUGCCUGUCGAACCAGGCGGGCGGCGGCGGCGGCGCCUGCUGGAGCUGCGGCGCGACGGGGGCGUUCCUGUCGUGCGGGUCCUGCGGGAGCGUGCAGCCCGUCGACCCCGCCGUCGACUACUUCCAGAUCUUUGGCCUAAACAGAGAAUACAACAUAAAGGAUAAUAACUUGGAAGGGAGGUACAAGGAAUGGCAGAAGAAGUUACAUCCUGACCUGGUUCACUCGAAAUCUGAGAAAGAGAGAGCCUAUGCUGCGGAGCAAUCAGCGCUUGUUAUUGAUGCGUAUCGCACACUUAGCAAACCUUUAUCAAGGGCAUUAUACUUGUUAAAACUUGAGGGAAUACAUGUAGAUGAAGAAAAAACUAUCAAUGACCCAGAACUUCUUAUGGAGAUGAUGGAGAUACGUGAAGCUGUUAAUGAUGCCAGUGAUUCUCAAACCCUGGAGAAGAUCCAAUCUCAGGUUAAGAAAAAGCUCGAAACCUGGUCUCGUUCUUUCCAGGAUGCAUUUGACAAGAAGGAUUUUGACCGCGCAAUAGAAGCAACACAGAGGAUGAGGUACUAUGAACGUGCAGUGGAAGAAACAGUAAAGAAGCUCUGAUCUUCAAUUAUAAUUGUCAAAGAUGGAGAGGCUUGGAAAUUUUCCGUACAUUCCUUGCACUCCACGCAUAUAUUAUGGUACUUUUUUCAUGGGAAGAGUGGUACAAAGUAGAAGGUCAUUUCACUCGUAACUCCCACAAUUCCAAAUGCAUCCAUGGCUGUCCUCAGAUAUUAAUAUUUUUUCUCUUUUUUGGGGUAGAUAGAGAUUUAGAAUAAGUCCUUGUUGCAAUAAAUUUAGAGACUUAGUGGCAACACCUAGCAUUUAUGGAUGUAUUUUGCUUGACUGCAAAUGCACCACAGCUGGUUAUGCGAAUCAGAUGUCCUGCUGCUUUUUUCUU